AUGGCAACAACAAAUCCUCGUCAAUUCACUUAUUUUUUACGUGUAAAAGAAAGUUUUAGUGCAGUGAAUGAUCCUGACACAAAGUUAUUGUGUAAUGAUUUGCUCAAUUUUAUUGACAAAUGUGCUGAAAAAUCACAAACACGCGUUUUGGAUUUUACUUCAAGAAAAUGUGAAGAGAAUAUAAGCCAAUUUUUGUUAAUGGAUCGUGAAUUUGUUGGAAGAAUGAUUGAUAAUUUUUCCAAAUUUUCGGCUAAAGGGAUUUUUGAUUUAUUGUCAAAAGAUAAUGGAAUGGUUAAAGAUGUGGCUAUGGAAUCAAAAUCUAGAGCAUUAAUUAAAGCAAUUGAAAAACAAUAUUACCAAAUUAUUUGUUUGUCUGCUCUUUAUUGCCCACUUGAAUUACUCCAAACAAUUAUUACAAAAUUGUGUGCAUUUAUUUAUAAAUAUAGAUCUGAUUCUUUAUUUGGAUUGUCAGAAUUAACUGUUUGGACUGCUUUAUUGUUAUUAAUAAAUCCUGUUAAGCUUAAACAACAUUGUUUGUGUAUUCCACAUGAACUUGAUGAAAUUGAAUUUGUUAAUGAGGGAAUAAAUAAUUUGGCUUUAGAAUUUCUAUUAGCGUUUAUUGUACAAUCACCGAUAUUUAAUGGUGGGGAUGAUUUUGCUUUUACUGUUGAAUUAAUUGAUAAUAUACUGAAGAAUUUUAUUUGUUAUUUUCCAAAUAAACUUGUUGAAAUGUACAAUCUAUGCGAAGAUGAGUUACAAACAAUGGCGGAAUAUCAAAACCAAGAAAAUAAUGAAAAUUAUUUUGGAAAUGAAGAGCAACAAAAAACUUCUAGAGCACCUAAUUUUUCCCAUUUACAUUUUAAAACUUUAUUAGAAUUAAUUGCAGCAUUAUAUGAAUCAGAGAAUAAUACACAAUUAAUACAACUUUCGGCAGAAUUUACAAAUCCAAAUUGUGAAGGACUUUGUGACUUUAUUUAUCGUGGAAGAACAAUUUCAGCACCGGCAUUAAAAGUUGCAUAUUUGGACAUGUUACGAUCAUUAUGUAAGAAUGGGCAGUCAGCGGAAGUUUUCUUUAAUAUCUUUAAAUAA
Messenger RNA from Meloidogyne enterolobii, 1089 nucleotides. Lineage: Eukaryota; Metazoa; Nematoda; Chromadorea; Rhabditida; Meloidogynidae. The record is from the annotation of a GenBank genome assembly.